Messenger RNA from Macaca mulatta (Rhesus monkey), 1336 nucleotides. It is a transcript of the gene NGRN, whose product is annotated as neugrin, neurite outgrowth associated. Gene Ontology annotation, cellular component: nucleus. NCBI's taxonomy places the organism in Eukaryota, Metazoa, Chordata, Mammalia, Primates, Cercopithecidae. The record is from RefSeq and is marked provisional.
GUUUCGUAGCAGACUGCUGAAGGCUGGUUUGCGUCGACAUGGCGGUUUCCCUGAGUGUCUUGCUGGGGGGGCGCGUUUGCGCUGCCGUCGCUCGCUGUGGGUUCGCGACCCGGGGGGUGGCGGGCCCAGGCCCUAUCGGCCGGGAGCCGGACCCCGAUUCCGACUGGGAGCCGGAGGAACGGGAGCUGCAGGAGGUGGAGAGCACCCUGAAAGGACAGAAAAAAGCAAUCCGAUUCCAGAAAAUUCGGAGGCAAAUGGAGGCGCCUGGUGCCCCGCCCAGAACCCUGACUCGGGAAGCCAUGGAGCAGAUCCGGUAUUUACGUGAGGAAUUUCCAGAGUCCUGGUCAGUUCCCAGGUUGGCUGAAGGCUUUAAUGUCAGCACUGAUGUGAUCCGAAGAGUUUUAAGAAGCAAGUUUGUACCCACAUUGGAGCAGAAGCUGAAGCAGGAUCAAAAAGUCCUUAAGAAAGCUGGGCUUGCCCACUCUCUCCAGCAGCUCCGGGGCGCUGGAAAUACCUCAAAGCUGCUCCCUGCAGGCCACUCUGUAUCAGGUUCUUUGCUUAUGCCGGGGCAUGAAGCCUCAUCCAAAGACGCGAAUCACAGCACAGCUUUGAAAGUGAUAGAGUCAGACACUCACAGGACAAAUACACCAAGGAGAUGGAAGGGAAGAAAUAAAGAAAUCCAGCACCUGGAGGAGAGCUUUGUGCCUGUUGCUGUACCCCUAGGUCAUCCAAGAGAGCUACAGAAGUACUCCAGUGAUUCUGAGAGCACCAGAAGAACUGGCAGUGGUGCAUUGCCAAGUGAUCAGAAGCUGGAGGAGUUGAAGGCAGAGGAGCCGGGUAACUUCAGCAGCAAAGUAGUGCAGAGGGGCCGAGAGUUCUUUGACAGCAACGGGAACUUCCUGUAUAGAAUUUGAGUCGGGGCUUGGCUUGUGGAGAUGCCUUGUGAAACACAGCUGGGCAAGGAAUAUAUAUGGAACAGCCUGGAUUUCUACAUAUGGAGAAGCCACCUUGGAAUAGGAAGAAGUGUUGAGCCUGGACUGUGGGAGGAAAAAACUGCCUGGAUAGAUUUCAGACUUCCUGUAGUAGUGCCCCCAAUCUGACCUCUGUUGAUCUUCAGUACUCACUCUUCUUGCUUGGACUCUCUGUAUGUUGAAAACCAGCCAUGUUGCAUGUGUUGUUACAAUUUUCUGUGAUACUUGCAAUUUAUAUUUGAGAGGAAGUGAAAAGUUUGCCUUCUGACCUCAUUUCCUUCUUGAUCAGUGAACACUAACAUUUUUGGGACAACUUAGUCAAUUGUUUUCCUUACAAGCAAAAUAAAGUAAAAUGUAGCAGUCUG